AUGGCCGUCAUAGUGGAGACUAUCGUGAUCGCUGUAGUGCUGUUGGCGAACGCCUACAACGUGGCCUCUUUUCGAGCCCUUUCCGAUCUGUUCGAGCAUUUGGAACAGUCCAUCGAGGGAAGGAACCCAGCGGGACAUGUCUAUCCAGCGUACGGCGUGGCAAUCAACGCCCUCAUCAUGCUCUGUAUCGUAUAUCAUUCCAUCCUUAUUUGCUUUAGCUAUCGGAUGGACAUUUCGUUCGUGCUACAGCUACGCUGGGAAGUUGUAAUUUCCGAUUUCUACUCUAUUCAUCUGGUGUUCCUUUUGCUAGCCAUCGGACGUUCCGCGAGGCAACUGAGACGCAUGCUGCAGGAAAGUAUCGUGUCCAACCGUGUCGCCGACGUCUGUGCCGUGCUACGUUUGCGGGACGAUUUACUGCGAUCCGUUGCGCUGGUAAAUCGCUGCUACGGAGUGUUCUUUCUAGGGGGCGGUGUAACGUGGGCCGUAUACAUUACCGGCAUACUUUACUUUGAUUUCGUGCUCCAAGGUGUGUUCAUCCUUGACGCUCGGAGCCUUGGGUUACACACGGUCAUGUUUGUGUGGAAAAGUGUAAUCAUCGGCGGGCUACUAACAGUUGCCGGAACUGUGAUGGACAGGGUGAAUGAAAUCAUGCAGGCAACCUAUUGUUGUGAGACACACCCAUCAAUGAAUCGCGGCCUGACAAAGAUGCUCGAUAAGGCGCUACUGAAGUGUCAGUUCCAGGACAUUCGCUUUACGGUUUACGGACUGCUCACCAUCGAUAACAGCUUGAGCUAUGCGGUGACAUGCUCGAUCGUGACCUACCUAGUGAUUCUGGUGCAAUUUCGGCAAAUGGAGGAGCAAAGUGAAAACAACGAGAAUUAA
This is a messenger RNA of Anopheles coustani, 882 nucleotides long. Its product is annotated as gustatory and pheromone receptor 39a-like. The record is from RefSeq and is a predicted model, not a curated record. Lineage: Eukaryota; Metazoa; Arthropoda; Insecta; Diptera; Culicidae. The coding region runs from base 1 to 882 and encodes 293 amino acids. Gene Ontology annotation, biological process: sensory perception of taste. Gene Ontology annotation, cellular component: axon; membrane; neuronal cell body. The transcript is spliced from 3 exons.